AUGGCGUCAGAGCAGGCCGCGCCGCACCACCAGCCGUCGAUGUCCCGCCAGAACUCGAAACCCAAGGGCAUCCUCAAGAAUGCGCCACCGGCCACCCCCGGAGGGACACAGCACUUGCAGUGGGACGAGGAGAACCUUGCGCUCACGGAGGCGCAGAAGGAUAGCCACAUGAAGAUCACGGAGCCCAAGACUCCUUACGUGCGCUAUAACGCAGAGACGGACACCGUCGAGGGUGACAUCCCAUCGUUCGACCUCAACGGACGCGUCGCCAGCCCCGUAUCGCCCAUCCGCUCGAUGUCGCCCGUGAGCAGUACGGGGGCGACGGGCGGGGGCUCGGGCCCGCCGUCGCGCAGGACGUCGUUCUCCAGCGCAGGCACCCAGGGCGGCCGGUCGUCGACGCCCGGCCGUGGGGGACCCGGGAGCGGGAGCUCGAGCCGGAGCACGAGCUUCAAUCUGCCGAACGAGGCACGGGAGGUCAUCCGGCUCGACGGGCGGCAGCCCGGGGACGAGAUCGAAGUCGAGGAGGAGAUGGACGAGGAAGCUGCCGCGAAGCAUGCCGCGUUCGUACGCGCCCGAGGACGACACUAUUCGAACGAAGCGGAAGCGAUGAAGAUGGCAAAGAAGCUGAUGGCAGAGGAAGACGAGGAUGUCUCGUCCGUGGCGGGGUCUGCCGACCACACGAACGACAGCGUGGACGAAGAUAGCGUGAUGGACGAGGAAGGGUCGGUUCAGGUGAACGGGGUCGCGUACUGA
Molecule: messenger RNA, 753 nt
Organism: Dichomitus squalens LYAD-421 SS1
Lineage: Eukaryota; Fungi; Basidiomycota; Agaricomycetes; Polyporales; Polyporaceae
Exons: 5
Coding region: 1-753 (250 amino acids)
Biological process (GO): regulation of signal transduction
Molecular function (GO): protein phosphatase inhibitor activity
Source: RefSeq, a predicted model, not a curated record